AGCUUUUCAUCGCAAAGAUAAUCCAGCACGUAAGAUGGGUUUUGGUCGUGAAGAUGGCGACAUUUUGUAGUCGUAAAACGCUUAGGGCUUCUGUAUUUUCAAUGAUAGGGACCUGAAAUAUUGCUCAGUUAUUCUGGAAGGUCAUAAUGCCCGUGGAAGGGACAAAUCCGCUCAUAAACGCCAGAGAUAGGCUAUUCCGCGCCCUGUUCUUUAAAAUGGCGCUCAUGUAUGCUCGCUCUUUUCCUCCUCCAGUUCGUCUUCUUCUCGAGAUGGGAGUUCUCAUGAAGGUGCGUUAAUAUAUUUGUUUGUAAAUCCGGAUGUUCAAGAGAAAUGUUUACGUGUGCACAGCUGUUUUGAAAGUAGUUAAAACAAAAUUUUGUGACAUAAUCAGCCAGCACUUGGAAACAGCAGAAUCGCAGGACACAUCUGUAGCUCAUUAAUACCUAGCCUCACAUUAGAAUCGCGACGAAGCGUGAAGUGUAAAAGCCUGUAAUGGCCACAUUACAAACCAAUAUAGUACCUUGCAUGAUUUCUGAAUGUUAAAAUUAGAAUAAUCAUGCGAACGAUGGCCUGUACCUUCGCAAAUCUGUCGCAAAUGUAGCCGUUACUUGGUGCUUUAUGGUAUGAAAAAAUAUCUGGUGUUCAAUAUCCUACUUUUUCGUGACUUUCAAGUUUGAAUUUUGAGCAAAAAUUAUUCUCAGAGUAUUUAAAGUCGAUUGUAAUUAUUUCGGUUGUUGAAUUAUUUUAUAUGCAGCCUUUCAUAGUUUUAUAUUGUUGUAUUCGUGUACAACUGGGUCAACCUUUUGCAUGUGCCUAGAAAACGUUACUGUUACUAGCACCAUGUUCAUUUUGGAACAGUACUGUACUCUGGGAUAUAUGGUUAUUUCCCAGCUUUGGGACUUAUCAGUGUUGCUCAUAAAAGUUAAGUUACAGCUUGUUCACCGUUUUGCUACCAUUUGUGCCAAAUAUUUUGAUACUAUAUUUCGUGUAAAGAUUGAAAUGUGGUUUUGUUGUAUUUUUUUUGUUGGGAUCAGCUAGUACAAGGUGGUUAAUAUUUCAUAUAUUUUAAGCCCCUUUGUAAACCAGUCAUGCACUCAGUUUAAAAGUGGAUUUCAAGAAUUGUCUCACGUCUCAGGGCUUUAACUAAAGGGGUAGUAAACCUCAUACGUAAAAACAAACGACUGUGAAAAAUAUUUGAUCUUAAUUGUGUGCGAUCGUAGUCUGAUUAAUUUCCAAAGAAACUGUGGUAUUGUGUCAGUGGAAGAGUGAAAUGUAAAGAUUUGUUUUUGUUAACUGAGUUGAUAGGGCAGAUUGGCCGCUGUAGGGUGAUAGAGAACCUGAUGUUUGAAGUGCUAGCUCUUUGGGAACAUUUCCAGUUAAAAAAAUUACUUCUGAUGUAAAAAAAUGCCCCAAAAUAUCAGUGGUUUUUAAAAUUUAAAAACGGCUAUAGAGAUGUACAACUAGUACAUGUACAGUAUUUGUGUACUUACUUUCAUAGACGAGUCAUAGUGUUAACUUGUCCAUACGAUACUUUUACCCUAACUGGCCUCGGUAAUAAUCAUAAUUAAGGUUUUCAUGGUUAUAUUACAGUUUGACAGUAGAAAUGUUUAUUCAUGUUUUCUUUUUUUCUUUUUUUUUCCAGGCGAUGACUUGUUUUGUGAUAUUAGCGUACAUACACAAUGCAUUUUCAAGGACUCCUAUUAACUGCUUGGAUCAUGUGAAGGAUCAAUGGCCAAGAGAUGGAGUCCUUAGAGUAGUUAUUUCACGAAGUGCUGCCAUGAGCAGAUUAUCAGAAAACGACACAACAAGAACUAAUGCUUCUAACAGCAAUAUUUCAGAACCUUUGCAUGUAAAUAUUAGUCAAUUAGGAGCUGAUGUUAUAUCAGAUCAAGAGAAUUCGUCUUCUGUGAAAGAUGUUUACAGUCAUUUGUCAGAUGGUAAGCCACAAAAGAAUCCUCUUCCAGUUAGAGACACUGUUGUACCUAGUGCCUUUGAACUGCUGGCACCGAUCAAAGUAGAAGGUAGGUCAUAAACCACUUACAUGUACUUGUCCUUUUGUUCCCCUGCCUCAAUUAGCUUGAACUAACUGCAGGUUGGGUGAAAUAUUUCCUUUUUACUUGUAAAUGCCCAAAGGACAUUUCACAAGUUACCGUGUAGCAUGAAAAUUUUGCGGGAGUUUUAUUUUGCGGAUUGGCGAGUUUUUGUGGUUUGCGGGAACAAAUUUUUGCGGUGUGAGAUGACUGAAAUUUCUGGUGGGAACUAAUUUUUGCGAUUCUCUGUUCAAGUAGCAGAAUAUUUAAGUGGAAGAAACCUUAAUAUGGUAUUUUCAACUUUUAUUUUACGCUAUGUUGAGUCAAAGUUCACUCUACUUACAUAUUUAAUGGAAAAUAAUAUGGUAAUCACUGUAUUAUCUUACUGCACAAAGGGACUGAUCAACAGCAAAACAAAACAAAAGCCUAUCCCUACCAUACACAACAAGUCCAUUAAAAACAGAGUUUUUAAUUUGACUGAAGGGAGUUAAUUUUUGCGGCGUUUUAUUUUGCGCGUUUUUUUCUGUGGGAACUAAUUUUUGCGCAUCCAGGUCAAUCCGCAAAAUUCGCAAAAAUUAGAACCUGCAAAGUUUUCAUGGUACACGGUAUUUGCAAUUCUUCUCUGGCAGAUGAUUGUCUGCAGGGGAGGGAUUAAUAAGACAUGUAAUAUAAAAUUACUCCUAAUGUUGCUUUGUGUAGGGGAAUCAAAGGAAGAGUAUGCUGUAGAGUAUGCUUUGGAAUAUGGCUUCUUGCGGCUGUCACCGGAAUCCAGGAAGAAACUUGGCAUUCCCGUGUUGCUUGUGGAACUGGGUAAGUUCUUUAUCUGUAGAUUAUUGUGACAGGUCUUUGAAUGUGUUAGUGUAGGACUGUGUUCUAGUAGUGCCUGAUGACCACCUGAUCACCUACCCCUGACAACCAACCCCUCCCCAAGGUCAACAUUAACACUUACUUCUCACUUAGGGAAAAACUGUGACUUAGGGAAGGGGUAGGUGGUCAGUUAACCAGAAACCUCAAGUGAUCUGUGGUGCCUGUUAGCCCCAAAGAAAAAAUCCCCAAAGACACAAAAUAAUUCAUGGCACGUGUCCUGUAGGGCAUAAAGAUCAAUCAGUCGAUCUGAACAUGUGUAUUUGUAGAAAUACAUGUAUCCAGUCCAUUUGUGUAACUUCUGUGGCAGUUAUACUGUAUUAUGGCUGUUGUUUACCGAUAUAUAUUUCUUUUAGCCUUUGUUGUGCUUUAAAAUAGAAGGAUUAUGUUUUAAUAUUUCAGUAUUCUGUAAUACAGAGUUGUGCAGUCUGUCUUCAGAGUAACUGUCUGGUUACAUAAAGGCCCAAUCAUUUUCAAUUUUGGACUUGUUUUUUUUUUAGCGGAGGUUCAUUGGUUCUGGACUGGGAAUCAUGAUUUUUCACAAGAUGAGUCCCAGGACUGAACAUAACUAUUUGUAACAACAUCACUGUUGUUACAUCUACUUCAGUGUUAUCCUGGUCGAAUUGGAAUUUGGAAGGGUUGGUUUUUGAUGAGAGGGGAAAACUGGAGCUACCUGGAGAAAAAUUUCUCCGGGCAAAGGAGAGAACCAACAACAAACUCUACCCACAUAUGGCUCGAUACUGGGAUUUGAACCCGGGCCACAUUGGUGGGAGGCAAGUGCUCUCACCACUGUGCCUCUACCAUAGAUCUGCCACUGUCUAAGGAGGCUGUUUUUGUUUAGACCUGUUGUGGAUCAAGCCUUUCUUGGGGGCAGCAGGGAAAGUGAUGGUUUUCCCUAGACUCUCCACCCUGAGUCUGCCUGCCACUGUGUAAUCAUCCAAACUGUUUCUGUUUAGACCCUGCUGUGGAGCAGUGUUUUGGCGAUGCUUUAAGCCGGUUUUUGUUGGAUGAGUUCCUUGGGUAUGAUGAUGUACUAAUGUCAAGUGUCAAGAGACUGGCUGAAUACGAGGAUAAUAAAGGUACGUUGUGUAUUGAAUGUAAUGUUUUGAAUAGGUCACUGGGGAGACUGAUGUUACUUAAUUGGUUCUAUUAUUUUUUUGUUACAAGCUGUUUUAGACUAAUAAUAUUUUAGUGUGCCUUUUCUCUAAAAAUCUAUUGGGGUCUUUUCACAGUGAACAUUUUGGGAAACAAAGGUCUGUCACUGAGUAGUUGGUUAGUGGUUUUGUUGAUUAGUGAGUUUGAGCUUGCAGGGCUCUGCACCACUGACAACUGGUGACUUCCUUUUGUAAAAGCUGAGUUUUGCAUUAAACCUAAAUACCCGGGGGGGGGGCACUCCCAUACAUUACCUAUACGGGUAUGUGCUGCCCAACGGGGUCGUGAUUUUGAAGCUCCUGGUUUAGAACGGGGUAUCCAUUUCAGAGGCGAUUUCUAGAAAGGGGUAUAAUAUUUCGAACGCACGAAAGUUCCACUUUUGUAAGCAGCCAUUUGAAAUUAUUCAAGGACAGAUUGCUUUUAAAAAUACGGUUCAAUUCGUUAACAAGCAAACUGUUAUACUCUUGUUGCACCCUGGAACGGAGUAUAAAAAAUUGGCCCAUUUCUAGAACGGGUAUCAGUUUUAAAGCGAAUUCUAAAACGGGGUAUAAAAAAUUGGCCCAUUUCUAGAACGGGGUAUCAAUUUCAGGAGAAAUUUUUUUUAGAACGGGGUGCCAAUUUGUAGUCCCGGGUGGCACAUACCCACCCGAAAAAUACCCAAGUGCCCCCCCCGGGCCUAAAUAUGCUGCUGAAGUCCUUGGUUUUUAAGGAUUCGAAGCUGUAGAGUGCCUUUUAGAUAUGAUUUUCCCCAGACUUCAGCCUUUAACCAUGACUUCAGCCCUUUACGAGACGUACUUUCCCAUCACUUGUGAUUUAUCCAUCAGGUUCAACAGUAUCAUACAUGUUUUUUUGCAGGUUAUUUGCGUAAUGUUGUCACUGGAGAUCACUUUAGGUUUGUUAGCAUGUGGAUGGCUCGAACUUCAUACCUUGUGGCCUUAGUUCUCAUGUUCAUUUUUGUAAGUUUUUUCUUUUGUGAAACGUUAUGAACAAGGAGUUAUUUUUUACUUGUAUGUGUGUGGCUCAAUUUAGUCCUUGUUUUAAAUCUUAUUUUCUAUUGUUUUCAAUAUCACCGUACCCAAGAACAAUUAUUGGACAAUGAAAAUUUAAACCAAGGAUAAAAUUAAUUUGAACGACAGCUGCACUGUAUAACAUACAUUAAUAUGCAGCCUUUCUGAUUCUUUUCAAGGGUUUAUUUUCAUUACUUUGUAAAACGUGGUUAGUUUUAUUAAAGGAUGCAGCUUUGUUGGUUUCUACAACUUGAAAUAUUUUUCUGCAUGACAUUUACUUGCCAAAUGGGAAGAUGCUUUGUGAAAUUGAAAUUAUGAUUGACAUAGACGUUGACAUGGUACAGUAGUACAGAUGUGUUAUUGCUAUAGCCCAACACAAGAGACCGGUAACCUGAAAGGCAGGCUGAAUAUAGAUAACUUUUUAGUGAGUACCACUCACGUGUUACAUUGUUUUAUUUUUCAGACUAUUUCAAUAUCAAUGCUUUUGAGGUAUUGUCAUCACCAGAUCUUUGUGUUUAUUGGUAAGUCUAAGCUAUUUUUUGUUAAGGCUGUCCCUAAAUGUUAUAGUUACAUUGUAAUACUGGUAGUAAUUUCAAAUAAGGAGUGCAUCCAACAGGGAAGUGUGGUGGAGCAAGGGGAGUGCGAAUGACCCGUUAACCUCAAGGAAGGGCAGAAAAGAGAAAGCCCCUGAAAAAAACUGUGUCACAGGGACACCUAAUAGGGAGUUUAAAAUACUAGGACGGCUAUGGCAGCGAAGAUGUCGCUUAGAAUUUGAAUUUGUGUUCUUUCAAUCGUCAUCACGGUUAUUCCAACUGGCCUACUUUGUCAAAUGCAAGCAAAGUCUCUUGGAGUUAAAUUCCUAUGAAUUAUUUCCAAGUUCAGAAAAAGAAAGAUAAUUUCGUUGUUGCUGGUUCAUGUCCCUAUAAAAUGUGAUGUGAAAGUACAUUUUAGGUAUUUUCAAGUCAUAUUCAUGCAGUAAUGGCAGUGAAAUGUCCAAAAAAGUGUACAGCACGUGCAGAGUUUUUGUUUUGCCUAUUCAGCUUACUGCUUUUUUGACGUUCUCGUUUUCAUCAUCUUUGUGGCAUCUUAAACUCCCUAACAUUAAAGAGGUGUUACAUGGAAAAGUUGCAUGAGUGAUUCAAUUGGGGCUGCACCUUCCUCUGCACCAUUUAAUGCUAGAGCUUCUUUUUAUUUGAGUUGCAGUUACACCGUGUUAACGAAGUGUUAUUUCUUUUUGUCAGUAAACCUACUUCAAAUGUUGGAUCUGAAUGUGACAAUAGCCUUUCCAGCAGCUCCACUUUUUACAGUGAUCUUGUCUCUUGUGGGUAAGUUUAUUUGUUUGAAUUGGAUUUAAAAUUAGGCAAUAACACUUGGAAAUCCCCAGUUUUAGUAAAGGUAAAAAUACCUUCUUAGUUAAUGGCCAUUAUAAGCAUCUUCAGAACUUGAUCUGGAAAAGAGUUUACAAGUUGGUGGCCUAAGAAAUUGAUUAUGAAUUUAUAAAAGAAAACAAAAUGGUUAGGUAAUUUUCUGAAUUGUUCUGAAAUGGGAAGAAAUGCUAUUAAAACUGAUCAGAUGAGUUUUACAUCAAUAAAUUAUACAUGUCUGUGUGGACAAUUUUUUGUUCAAAAUAAAUAAUGCUCAGUGCUUGCCAAAGUCUCAAGGCCAGGCUUCUCAAAAUAAUUAAAAUUAUAAAAACUUGCUAGUUGAGUUUUUUUGCCUAAUGCUUUGUGUGUGUUUGCUUAUUGAUUUUUACUCUUUUUUCAACAGGAAUGGAAGCUAUUAUGUCAGAAUUCUUUAAUGACACCACAACAAGCUUUUAUAUCAUUCUUAUUGUAUGGACAGCUGAUCAGUAUGAUGCUAUUUGCUGUCACACACAACAGAGUAAAAAGUUUUGGCUCAGGUUUGGGAAAAUGCAUACAUUUAUCUGCUAAAUUUUAGAACUAUCCAUUUAAAGCUUCCCUGUAUUUUUGGGCAAAAUCCAAGGUUAAACCUUAAAGAUAUUUCAUCUGAGGUCGGUGACAAAUAGUUGAGACACUUUUGAACGUUAUGCUUUGACUUCAAAAGAGGAAAAUUACUCCCCUACUCCGUCCAAGUAAUUUAAGUAAGGGAGCAGCAGCACAAAGCUGUUUGAGCUAUCUUUAAGGGAUAUAGAAUGUUUCUUCGAAAAACGUGGUUCUGUGAAGAUUUUGGCCUGAUCCUGAAAUCUUGGAAGCGUUUGUGAUUGGUCUCGAAGUCUCAUUUUCGGGUUAUUUUCCAAAAGUCUCUAAUUAGUUUAUGUCUUGGUCAUGAAUUCUCAAAUCCGGGUCCCGCAAAGUCUCGUAUUUACCAUUUUAUACGCCUUCUGUAGGAAAUAACAUGUGCUCCAGUUUUGAAUGGAGGGGAGGAUGGAGGGUUGAAGAUUGAAUAUUAUAAUGUCCUUUGUUUCCCAAUUUACCUAUGUAGCAAUCCACUAUUUUCUGGUAAAUGUACAUUUGGAAGCGGGGUGUUGCUUCUUGAAUUUAUAUAUUUUUCUUUCUGAGUUGGAGUAAGAAGGGAGUCCAUACGCAUAUCUAAAGACUUGCCCAGCUGUGAUCUAGUUCUGUCUAUUUACACUGAAUCAUGUAGGAUCCUUACUUUUUCUUCUGGGCUAAUGAGGCAAAGCUGUGAUUGAGAACUAAUGAUCCACCUAUGACAACAAUGUUUUGAUGCAUUUUUUGACUGCUUUUCACAGGUUUUUCUACUUGUAUCACUUUGCAUUUUAUGCGUAUCAUUAUCGCUUCAAUGGACAAUACAGUGGACUUGCAUUGGUGACUUCAUGGCUAUUUAUACAGGUAUUUGAAUCAUUUACAUAUAUUUGUUGUGAAAAUAAAGGUAGUUGUGGAAAGGUUAGUGGAGUCCCAACUUUUGGUUCUAUUGUAAACUUUACCAUGUGUUUCAACAGGUGUUAUGUCACUGAACACCAAGGAAAAUGUUGAGCAAAAAUUAAGGAGAAUCACUAAAAUAAUAAUGUCAUGCUCUGUGCUCUGCCCUUGUGCUUUGCUCUUGCACUCCGCUGCUUUAACAAGACCUAAACUUCCAUUCUACAUAAUUAUGCUUUAAUAAUUUACAGAUUUAACUUGCUUUCGACCACCUUACCUUUUCAACAGCAUUCCAUGUUGUUCUUCUUCCAUCAUUAUGAGUUACCAGUGAUCCUGAGUCAUCAGACUGAUCCAGAAGAAGACCUGUUAGCAGAUCCUAUUGCUGCACUCACAGAUGAGGUGAAUGUUCCUCCAGUUGAUGAACAUCCAAACCAGCAACCUGCAGCUCAUGAGAACAUUCCUCAACUCGAUGUUCCUUUCAAUGGUGGUAAGUAGAUGCUACUUAACUGUGCUAACACAUCAGGAGAAACCACAGGAGAAGGUGCAUACAGUGGAAGCCCCAGCUUAAAUUUUUAAUUAAGUUGUUUACUUCAACUGGACGUUGAAUGUGAGUUGUUGAAGCGUACCGUGUAGUAAUGUAGUGUUGUAGGCCAGCCUGUGGUGUUUAUCCACCACAUUUAUGUAUUCCUAGUUAUCCUAGUUAUCAGCGUUUACAUGUGAUGUUUUGACUUCGCUAAAUACAUGAAGGCCUUGGUCUUGAGAUUUCCCUGUAAUGCCCUCACACUCAGUGAAAAAGUGGCAUGUAAAGUCCUUGAAAGUUCAAAGAAGGGUCUUGGGAAUUUCUCAUUUUUGGCUUGAAGUAGUGUACAAAGCCUGAAUUUAACACUCUUUAAUAAUAUUAAUCUGCAACAAAUUUUUGGUUCCACAACCAUUUUUUCUUUACAGAUGAUGAAGGACAACAGCUGAUCUUUGGAAGUAACACAAGAGAGAGUAUCCAUUUAUCCACAGAGGAAGGUGAGCUGAGAUCUUGAAUUCAUUGCACCUGUAUAUGCAUGCUUUUUAUUCUAUCACUCUUUCACAAAUAUUUUUCUUGAGGCCUUAGUUGAUGCGAGGGAACAUACAGCUGUAGGCCACCACCAUAUCAAGAGUUCUCCCUUUUCCUUUCUCUUGGAAGAGAGAAACAAAGCCAACUUCUUUUACCAUGACCAAUUAAUAUUGUUGAAAUACUAGAGUAAUAAGCUAUAAUAAUAGUGACCCCCAGCCACCCCACCCCUUUUUUUGUCAUUGUUCUGCAGGUUAUAGACAAUCAAUGUUGCGAGAUUUAGGACAAAAGGUUCAAUUUUUUAACAAAGAUCUCUUAAUACACAGAUGGAAGAGUUAGCAUUGGAACAUCAUUGAGAAGACGGCGGGGACCCCGCUCAAAUGAGACCCAGUCCGAAUAUGAGGAACACAACAGCAGUUAUUUCCUGCCCAGUCAUGCUAACACUGAAAGUGAAUUAGAGAGGUUUGGAGGCACAACCACAGGGUAUCGCCCCUGGCAACAGGCUUCUGAUAGCUCAGUUGUAGAACAAGGUUCUGGUCAAAACCAUUAACCAUCACUUUAUCGUAUUGCUUGGGUAAGUCUGCUUCACAGCUGCACUCAUGUUUGUACUGAAUGAACUAGAAAGUGUCCAUUUGAGCUUCUCCAUUCACUCUAUGUCCACUGCAUGCCUUCAUUUGCUAGUACAGUGGAACCUUAAUAUAACGAACCUCUAUACAACAAAGUCUUCGGUGUAACGAAUUAUUUCCUUUACCCCAGCAAUAGUAAAAUAUAUGGACAAGAAUCUUGAUAUAAUGAAACCUUGCUAUAGCGAACAAAUUUUGUUAGUCCCUUGGCCCUUUGUUAUAUCGAGGUUCCACUGUAAAUGUUUUGACAAUAUUACCAGUAUACAUGUGUUUGCGUUAUUGACCAAGCAUGUGGUCAGGAUAACUGUAUGUUGGCCAAGUCCUUUUAAGUAUUUGUUAAGGACCAAGACUAGUUAUUACUUAGCGCUACCCACCUUUUGAAUUGGGGCCUGGGCCCAGUUGUUCAAAAGGUGGAUAGGGCUAUCCGAUGGAUAAAUCACUAUCCAGUGGAUGGUGCAAUCGGUUUUUGUAAUACUUGUCCACUGGAUAGUGAUUUAUCCAGUGGAUAGCACUAUCCAACUUUUGAACAACCGGGGCCUGGUUGUUAACAUGUCUGAGUGCUUGCUUCGUAUACAUGUACAUAAUAUUUUUUCGCUCUUUGACCCAAGGUGUCCAACAAUGAACCUGUGUGUCACACAAGAUGUCUAUCAAUUGGGUCCUUUUUUGCUGAGGGAAAUUUUGUACAGCCUGUUGUUGGACUGGGUUCAAAUUUGGAUGAGGAAGUUAUACCAUGAUAUACAUGUAAUGAACACACAGCUGGCUAUUUAUGAUGCGGAUAGCAGAUGUUGAUAAAUGCAGAUAGAAACUGUCUUGGAUACAAAAGGUCCACCCUGAUGUGAUUAUCAUGCAGAUGGCAAAUGGAAAAUGUUGAUUUUCUUCAGCCUCUUCUUUAUACUCGGAUAACAUACUUCAACCCUGAUUUUAUAGACACAUCACACAAACUGGCUAUUUUGUAUGCAGAUGGCAAACUUUGCUGCAUUUAGUGUUGAUAAUGUUCAAUGCCUAGCUUGAGAGGGUGACUGCAGCUGUACAAGUAUAUGAAAGCAUCCUUGGUGUUUGCUGAUAUUAUAGUGCCGCCUUAUGCCUCAAGCCGAAAUCCGUGCCAACUUCUCCACAUGUAUCUUUGCCAAAAAUCAUUUCAUUAUAAAGGAGAGAAGCACUACACGGUGGCUGACUAUAGAUAUUGUAUAUCUUAGAAAGGAUGACAUAAAUGGAACUGAAGAGUGACAGAUAAAAAUAAUAUCUUUAUUUACAUCUUACCUAGACAAGUGCAUACCUUAGAGAAUUAUUUUUUGAUGCAGAUGUCCACUUCAGUGCUUGGUACAAGAGAGAACAAAAAGGAUCAGAAAAAAAAGAAACCUUAUUCCUCUGAUAGAACUUCUUUGAAAUUUUUCUCAAGUUAUUAUUAGUCACAGAAAAUUAUGGAAAAUGCAAUUUUCAAAAAGCUGUAUCUUUUGAGUGGAUACUAUUUUUCAUAUACUAUCAUUAGAUACCCCAUAAUUAUAAAACCAAAAACUGGCACCAAAUUUGUGACGUAUUCCCCAACAAAACUAUCAAGAUCUGACAAUAACUAAGAGGACAAGUUUGAAUUUCUUGUUGUUUAGUCACUACAGAUAAACAGAGAAAGAGAUUACCUCCAAAACAAGGCGAAUCAUGGCUGAUUAGCUUUCUCGGCCUUUAUCCUCUCAUUGUUAAGGAACAUGCCACUAGUUUUUGUUCAGAUUUCAUGGUCAUGCUAGCUCAAAUGAGAAGUUCAAUUUUUUCGACUGUUGAUUUAAGAAACACCUGCUCCAUUCAUAGAUUUGAAGGUUUUUUAAGUUUAUGAACCAAUCAUUUUAUUCUUUGGUCUUAUGUAGAAAGCAGAGGUAAGGUGUAACAGUUAAUAAAGAGAAAAUGCAGAGA
Messenger RNA from Porites lobata, 11457 nucleotides. Lineage: Eukaryota; Metazoa; Cnidaria; Anthozoa; Scleractinia; Poritidae. The record is from the annotation of a GenBank genome assembly.